AUGGCCCUGGACCAGAAAUCCCCCAACGUCCUGCUGCAGAGCCUGUGCUGCAAAGUGACCGGGAAGAGUGAGGCUGAGGUGGCGCAUCAGUUCCAGUAUGCAGUGCGAGUGAUCGGCAGUAACUACGCUCCGACCAUCGAGAAGGACGAGAUCCUGGUGACGGACAAGAUCAAGAAGGAACUGCUCAGACAGAGGAGAGUGGAGGAUGCUGCUGUCUUCUCAGAGCUGCACAAGAAGCUGCAGGGACAGGGUGUUCUGAAGCAUCGCUGGUCCGUCCUUUACCUCCUGCUGAGUCUGACUGAAGACCCAAGGAAACCCCCCUCCUCCCGGGUGGGUCCCUACAGUUCUCUCUUUGCUCAGCCUCUACCUCGGGACGCCCAUUCCACCCCCUUUUACUGCACCCGUCCACAGAGCCUCUCCCUGAGCUAUGAGGACCGGCUUCAGUCCGGGCUCGGGUCUGGACCGGGACCAGGUCUGGGCUCAAGUCUUGGCACCCGUGGGAUCUCGAGUCUGGGCGUGUACUCCGUGAAUGGACCCACACCCACACCUCAGUCUCUACUAGCCGGUCAGCCUCAGUCCGCUUCUCUCGCUUCCCGAUUAGCUUGGGCUCUGCCUGUAAACUCUGCCCCCUCUGCCGCCAUGGCCCCACCCACUGCCCGGCCCGUGCCUUCACCCAAACUGUCCCGCUCUCGACGGGACACCGACGCCACAGGGGAGGUGAGUGAAGCGUCGCUGGUGCGGGACAUUCUGUACGUGUUCCAGGGGAUCGAUGGGAGGUUCAUACGGAUGAAUGCUCAGGACGACUGCUACAAGAUCGACUCCAAGGUGGUGCUCUCCAAGUCUCUUCGUGACCUCAGCAGUCGGCUGUCAGAGCUCGGCUGGCUCCACAACAAAGUGCGGAAGUACACGGACUCUCGGAGUCUGGACCGGGCUUUCGGACUCGUGGGACAGAGUUUCUGCGCCGCUCUGCACCAGGAGCUGAAGGAGUACUACAGGCUGCUGUCGGUACUGCACUCCCAGCUGCAGGUGGAGGAGGAGCAGAUCACCACCUUGUCCUCAGACUCCUCCCUAACCCUGAGGAGGCUGCUGGUCUGGAUGUAUGAGCCGCGAUUCAGGCUCCGGACUCUGGCUGCGCUGGUGGACUUCUGCCAGGGCCGUAAAGGUGGUGAGUUGGCCUCUGCGGUUCAUGCUUAUGGUAAAACAGGAGAUCCUCAGAUGAGAGCUCUGAUCCAACACGUCCUGAGUCUGGUGUCGCAUCCCAUUCUGCACUGUCUGAACCGUUGGAUCUAUGACGGAGAGCUGGACGACACCUACCACGAGUUUUUUGUGGCGUCGGAUCCAAACGUGAAAACAGACAGACUUUGGCACGAUAAGUAUUCUCUGAGGAAGUCCAUGAUUCCGUCCUUCAUCUCCAUGGACCAGGCCCGGAAGGUCCUGCUCAUCGGUAAGUCCAUAAACUUCUUGCACCAGGUUUGCCAGGACCGGACUCCACCUGGGAAGAUCACAGCUGUGUCCAAGACCGCAGAGGACCCCAAAGCAGCUGCAGAGCUGCUGUGUGACCUGGAGGGGGCGUUCCAGGAGAAGAUUGAUGCUGCAUACUUACAUACAUCUAAGUAUCUGCUGGACGUUCUGAACCGGAACUACCUCCUGCUGGAGCAUCUGCAGGCCAUGAGGAGAUACCUGCUGCUGGGCCAGGGGGACUUCAUCAGGCACCUGAUGGACCUGCUCAAACCUGAGCUGGCUCGUCCGGCCACCACUCUGUACCAGCACAAUCUGACCGGGAUCCUGGAGACUGCGGUCAGAGCCACAAACGCCCAGUUCGACCACGCAGAGAUCCUGAAGAGGCUGGACGUGAGGCUGCUGGAGGUUUGCCCCGGUGACACUGGCUGGGACGUGUUCAGCCUUGACUACCAUGUGGACGGCCCCAUCGCCACGGUCUUCACCAGAGAGUGCAUGGGACAUUACCUGCGGGUCUUCCAUUUCUUAUGGAGAGCCAAACGGAUGGAGUACACGCUCACCGACAUCUGGAAGGGGCAGAUGUGCAACGCCAAGCUGCUCAAGACAAUGCCAGAAUUAUCUCGAGUUUUGCACCAGUGUCACAUCCUGGCCUCUGAGAUGGUCCACUUCAUCCACCAGAUGCAGUACUACAUCACCUUUGAGGUGCUGGAGUGUUCGUGGGAUGAGCUGUGGACGAAAGUGCAGCGUGCUCAGGACCUGGAUCACAUCAUCGUGGCUCAUGAGACUUUCCUAGAUUCAGUGAUCUGCAGAUGUCUCCUGGACAACAACAGCCGGUCGCUGCUGCAUCAGCUUCGCUCCAUCUUCGAUCAGAUCAUCGAGUUCCAGAGCGUCCAGGACUCACUGUACCGCUCUGCUCUGGAGGAGCUGAGUCUGAGGCUGCAAGAGGAGGAGAGGAGGAGGAAGAGAGAGGAAGAGGGCGAGUGGGGAGUGACCGCUGAGCAGGAAGCAGAGGAGAAGCGACGCAUCCAGGACUUUGAGAAGACUGUCCCCAAGAUGUCCUCUCAGCUGCUCCUCCUCACACACUUCUACCAGAGCCUGGUGCAGCAGUUCCUGGUUCUGCUCAUGACGAGUCCAGACGAGAGCCUGCGCUUCCUGAGCUUCAGACUGGACUUCAACGAACACUACAGAGCCCGGGAGCCGAGGCUGCGAGCAUCGUUAGGCACCAGCAGAGGGCGACGCCUGUCAAACAUCUAA
This is a messenger RNA of Knipowitschia caucasica, 2712 nucleotides long. The record is from the annotation of a GenBank genome assembly. NCBI's taxonomy places the organism in Eukaryota, Metazoa, Chordata, Actinopteri, Gobiiformes, Gobiidae.